CCUUCUCAAAUAUUUCAACUCCGUUUCAGUCUCAACACCGCCUUCUGACACCCCAAAAAUUGCGAAAAACCUACCUCCGAUUUUCAUAUUAUUCGACAGGAAAGCCCCGAUUCAACGAAGAUGCUUUUCUCGUCGCUCAUCUCCAGUCAGAUUCGGUUCUUGCUUCAUGGCUUGAACGAUUCCAACUUCGAUUCCGUGGUUCGCGAGCUCUGUCAGUUUAUUGAAUAUGGAUAUGAGGCAAGUAUUUUGUUGCUCCAGACAUGCUUGGAUCACAUGAAUUUUCAUGGGGGAGACAUGAAUGACAUGCAACUCAAACCUGAUGUACUAGCUGCAAUCUUUAGAUAUUUAUUGGAUAAGCCAAAUUUCAGUACCGUGCUUUGUGAAGCAUUAAGAAGCUCAGUUAUUGGUGAAGGAUUUCUUGGAGAGUUCUGUAAUGUGUUGCAGUUUUCAGUGUCUGAGAAAAUUGGCCUUGGUCUUGCUUUGGCAGACUCAGAGAAUGGUGAUGUUAGAACAAGUGGGCAAAAUUUCUGCAUGCGUCAGAUUGAGAAAUUGUGUGGUAAUCCUGCUUCUAUUGAUUCUCAUGAGAAAAUUCAGAAAAUUAUUAUGUUCCUAUAUCAGUCAGAGGGCCUUUCCAAGCAUGUAGACUCAUUCAUGCAAAUGCUGUCUUUGAUGGAGUUUAAAGAAAGGCCACCAUUUAUAUUAGCUCCAUUACUUUCAGAUGAUUUACAUGAGGACAGUUUUUCAAGGAAUUUGGAUUUGUUCUAUGAUUUCAGCGAAAAUGAGUUUGAUAGUAUUCUAGCAGAAAUGGAAAAUGACACAAGUAUGGCUGAUAUUAUGAGGGAACUUGGUUAUGGAUGCACGCUUAGUACUUCUCAUUGUAAAGAGGUCUUAUCUCUUUUCUUGCCUCUCUCUGAAGUCACUCUCUCAAGAAUACUUAGCACAAUUGCCCGCACGCAUGCUGGCCUUGAGGAUAAUCAAAAUUCGUAUUCAACAUUCUGCUCUGCUAUUGGUAGCGGCGCCUUAUCUGAUUCUUCAUGCUUGAGCUGUUGGAAUGUUGAUGUCCUUGUAGAUUCCAUUAAGCAACUUGCUCCUGGAAUCAAUUGGACUCUUGUAAUGGAAAAUCUAGACCAUGAAGGCUUCUACUUUCCCAAUGAGGGGGCCUUUUCUUUUUUCAUGUCCAUUUAUGCCUGUGCAUGUCAGGAUCCCUUUCCACUCCAUGCCGUAUGUGGGUCUGUCUGGAAUAAUGUUGACGGCCAGAUCUCUUUUCUAAGAUAUGCUGUAGCAGCCCCACCAGAAACAUUUACCUUUGCACAUUCUAUUAGGAAACUGGCAUAUACCGAUGCACUGCAUGGUCAGGAGCUUCCGCAUGGGCAGGCAAACCAAGCAUGGUUAUCUCUUGAUCUUUUAGAUGUGUUGUGUCAACUAGCUGAGAGAGGCCAUGCUGGUUCAGUGCGACUGAUGCUUGAGUUUCCUCUUAAACACUGCCCUGAAAUUCUACUUCUUGGGAUUGCACAAAUUAAUACUGCCUAUAAUCUUAUCCAGCGUGAGGUAUCUUCCACUGUUUUCCCCAUGAUUAUUGGAAAUGUCAUGGGAAGUGGUGUUAUUCUUCACCUUUGGCACUCUAAUCCCAAACUUGUAGUGCAUGGAUUCUUGGAUUUUAUUAAAAGUGAUCAAGGGAACAUGGUUACAAUUUUGGAUCUUUGCCAAGAGCUAAAGAUUCUAUCAUCUGUGUUGGAGCAGAUUCCAUUCCAUUUUAGCAUUCGGCUGGCUGCACUAGCUUCUCAGAAAGAAUAUGCAAGUCUCGAUAAAUGGUUGAAUGAUUGUCUAAGAACUCAUAAAGAUGUUUUCUUUGAGGAGUGUCUCAAGUUUUUGAAGGAGAUAACCUUUGAUGCAGCAGAUGAUGUCUCUGCCAAUUCAUUUCAACAUUCUGGUGCUGGAAUGAAUAUAAAUGAGGAGACAAGUUCAAUCUUUUGGAAGGUCCUCCAAGCUAAUACUGAUCAGAUUGCCUCUAAACAGCUCUCUGAGGAGUUGAAAAGUUUGCAUAGAGCAUCUAUGCAUGUUAGUCCUAGGCUGCAGAAUGUUGGGGCUUCAGAUUCAUCGACAUCUGAUGUUUACACGAAUGAUAUAGAGGCUGAGGCAAACUCUUAUUUCCACCAAAUAUUUUCUGGUCAGCUGACCAUUGAUUCAAUGAUUCAAAUGCUUGCACGUUUCAAGGAAUCUUCAGACAGAAGGGAACAAUCAAUAUUUGAGUGUAUGAUACAAAACCUAUUUGAGGAGUACAGGUUCUUCCCUAGGUAUCCAGAAAAGCAGCUUAAGAUUGCGGCUGGUCUAUUUGGUUCUCUGAUAAAGCACCAGCUUGUGACUCAUCUCACGCUUGGUAUUGCUCUUCGUGGAGUGUUGGAUGCAUUGCGCAAACCAACAGAUUCAAAAAUAUUCACUUUUGGAACAAAGGCUUUGGAGCAGUUUCUGGACCGGCUUAUAGAGUGGCCACAAUAUUGCUAUCAUAUUUUGCAAAUAUCUCAUUUACGUGGUACUCAUCCAGAGCUUGUUGCAUUUAUUGAACGAGCUCUUGCUAGGACUUCGUCUAGUCACUCUGAAUCAAAUGGGGGCAACAAUUCUUCAACUGAUCCCCAUAGUGGUUCUGCUCCAGCUACUUUGGAAAAUGUGGAGGUGCCUGAUUCAUCAUGGCAACUUUUAGGAUCUAGGACCACACAGCCUGGACAGCAGACCUUAUCUCCACUACCAGCACAACAAAGACAUCAAGGGUUUCUUGGUGACAGGCAUAAAACAUCUGCAUCUUUGAUUAAUUAUGGGAGACCAAUUCUACCUCCCACUGGUCAUGCUUCAAACGUUUCCACAAGUGAUGCACUUGGCAGUCAAAAGUUGGUUGUCUCUCAGUCCUUGCAAACAGUGUCGUCACAGACUGCUACUGGUGUUUCUGCAGCCGUGUCUUCCUCAACUGGUUUACUUCAUCCUUCCCGAAGCAUUGCAUCAACUAGCAUGCUUAGACAACCUUCAUAUAAUACAGGGUUUGGUUCUGCUUUGAACAUUGAAACGCUUGUUGCGGCAGCGGAGAGAAGAGAUACACAUAUAGAGGCUCCUACAUCCGAAGUUCAGGACAAGAUAUCAUUUUUGAUUAAUAAUAUUGCGUCUGCAAAUAUUGAAGCUAAAGCAAAGGAAUUCACUGAGAUUUUAGAUGAGCAGUACUAUCCAUGGUUUGCCCGGUACAUGGUGAUGAAAAGAGCAAGCAUUGAGCCCAACUUCCAUGACUCAUACUUGAAGUUUUUGGACAAAGUUAAUUCAAAGACAUUGAAUAAGGAGAUUGUAAAAGCUGCUUAUGAGAAUUGCAAGGUUCUUUUGAGAUCCGAGCUUAUAAAAUCAAGUUCUGAAGAACGCUCUUUGCUAAAAAAUCUGGGAAGUUGGCUUGGAAAGUUUACCAUAGGCAGAAAUCAAGUACUCAGGGCUCGAGAAAUAGAUCCCAAGUCUUUGAUAAUAGAGGCAUAUGAGAAGGGCCUGAUGAUUGCUGUGGUCCCAUUUACCUCGAAGAUUUUGGAACCUUGCCAAAGCAGUCUUGCCUAUCGGCCUCCCAAUCCUUGGACCAUGGCAAUUCUUGGUUUACUUGUUGAGAUUUAUGCAUUGCCAAAUCUUAAAAUGAAUCUUAAGUUUGACAUUGAGGUCCUGUUUAAGAACCUUGGUGUGGAUAUGAAGGAAGUAAAGCCGACUUCUCUUCUCAAAGAUCGAGUUCGGGAAAUAGAAGGAAACCCUGAUUUUUCUAAUAAAGAUGUUGGGGCAUCUCAGCCACAAAUGGUUUCUGAUAUUAACCCUGGAAUCAUGUCCACAUUGAGUCAAGUUGAGCUACAGCCUGAUAUUGUUAAUUCAUCUCAUCCCGGUGGCCACUUAAAUGUAAUGACUCAGGUUUGUAACAUUGGUUUUGUUUACUUGGUUCUGAGCAGUUGCUUUUUCCUUUAA
This is a messenger RNA of Vitis riparia (riverbank grape), 3969 nucleotides long. Its product is annotated as CCR4-NOT transcription complex subunit 1-like. Gene Ontology annotation, cellular component: P-body; CCR4-NOT core complex. Gene Ontology annotation, biological process: nuclear-transcribed mRNA catabolic process, deadenylation-dependent decay. The record is from RefSeq and is a predicted model, not a curated record. The transcript has 23 exons. Lineage: Eukaryota; Viridiplantae; Streptophyta; Magnoliopsida; Vitales; Vitaceae. Gene Ontology annotation, molecular function: molecular adaptor activity. Bases 121 to 3969 code for a protein of 1282 amino acids.